AUUUCAAGAUUAUAAUGCCUGUGAUUUCUAAAUACGACACCAAGGACUACCCACCCCUCAUUUUGUGUGGACCUAGUGGAGUGGGAAAGAGUUCUCUUAUUAAAAGGAUGAUGGAAGAUUUUCCCAACAGUUUCGGGUUUAGCGUGAGCCAUACGACUCGAGCACCUCGUGGACAGGAAGUUAAUGGCGUCGAAUACUAUUUCGUUACAAGGGAGGAGAUGGAGAAGGAUAUUGCCGAAGGGAAGUUUAUUGAGCAUGCCAUUGUGCACAAUAAUAUCUACGGAACUUCGUUCGAAAGUGUGAUGAAGGUUGUUGAGAACAAGAAGAUCUGUAUUCUGGACAUUGAUGUUCAAGGUGUUCAACAGGUCAUGAAGUCUGGAAUGAAGGCGGAGUAUGUUCUCAUCAAGCCCCCAAGCUUUGAGGAGCUCGAGCGCCGUCUUCGUGGCCGAGGCACUGACUCGGAGGAAAGUAUUCAAGUGCGCUUGCGAAACUGCAAGUAUGAACUGGAGAUGGGAGAGAAGCUUAACAUCCCUCAUGUGAUUGUGAACGACAACUUUGAUAAGGCGUAUGAAGAGUUGCGUCGCAUCAUCCUGCCCAUUAUUCAACACCAAAAUGUAUAA
This is a messenger RNA of Blastocystis hominis, 620 nucleotides long. RefSeq lists its product as hypothetical. Gene Ontology annotation, cellular component: cytosol. The record is from RefSeq and is a predicted model, not a curated record. The transcript has 3 exons. Gene Ontology annotation, molecular function: GMP kinase activity. The coding region runs from base 15 to 620 and encodes 201 amino acids. Gene Ontology annotation, biological process: purine nucleotide metabolic process. NCBI's taxonomy places the organism in Eukaryota, Bigyra, Opalinata, Blastocystidae.